AUGAUACAGGAAUAUCUUUCUCAAAAAGAUUUCACCGAAAUUUUACAAAAUGCUACACUACCAGAAGUCCUACUGGCAGCAUAUACGCAAGAGCUGUUUAAUGCCCUCUGUCGUUCAGAGCUGGCCACUGUUUCAUUGAGAAGUCUCCCGUAUGAAGUCGGCUUUAAACAAAAUUUCAAUCUAAUUCUAAACCAUGAUGCAAGCCUUAUUAAAACAACUGUUCGCCAUUUGCUAGUAUAUUGUUCUUUGAUCAAAGCCAUAAAACUCUGUCUAAUCUUUAUUAAUAAAGACUAG
Mycotypha africana is the source of this 294-nucleotide messenger RNA. RefSeq lists its product as uncharacterized. The coding region runs from base 1 to 294 and encodes 97 amino acids. The record is from RefSeq and is a predicted model, not a curated record. NCBI's taxonomy places the organism in Eukaryota, Fungi, Mucoromycota, Mucoromycetes, Mucorales, Mycotyphaceae. The transcript has a single exon.